CAACAGAUGCGAAAUGCCCCCCAGGCCCAGGCAGAAAAGCUCCAAGGCGGAGCAGGCAAGAAGGUUCUUGUCUGGUGGAGGCGUGCUGCGAGAGGACUCGGACGAUGAGCUUGGCCUCGAAGACCAUCCCUGGGAGUGGAUACGGGACAACGAGAACCGAAGGAUUGUAGGCGCUCGCAUGGGAGCAUUUGAAUGUUACGUUGGCGACGCGGUGCUUCUCAAAGCCCCAUCGAGCAACGAAGCUUGGGUCGCACUGCUCUACGAAUUCUUCGAGGGGGAGGACGAAGACGACGAUGGCCAGGGGGUGGUAAUGGAAAAGAGGGCGAGCAUGCUGUGGUUCUCCUCGGAAAAGGAGAUCAGGAACAACAAGAAGAAGCGUGGUGACCACUUGCCGAACGAGUUGUAUAUCACUACCGAUUUUGACAGCAACCCGCUGGGAAGCAUCAAUGGCAAAGCACGCAUUUUCUCCGGGCACACAUUUCUUCAACAUUUCCCAACUGGAAAGAUUCCGCGUAACAACAAAUUACAUGGGAAGGCUUUCAUCUGUAGGCGGGGUGUAAACACCCGUACCACCACAUACACCGAUGAGUUCGCAUGGGAAAGUACGUAUGCAGGCUCGGAAAGCCUUGACAGCCUGAUUGAGCUCGUAGAGACACAAACUGUCAAAACACGAAAACGCAAGGUCGCGAAUGAAGAUGUGGAGCCAGACGACUUUGUCGCAGAGGAAGAUGAUGAUAAUGAGUUGGGAACUCCACGCAAGAAGCGAAAGAUGGCAUCCGCACUCUCAACGCCAUCACGAGCCAAAAAAUCCACACCUCGGAAAUUCCUCACACCUACGGGGCGCAAAAUUGUUGCUAAGAAGCCUCUUGAGUUUACGCCGCUGGGCACAAGAGUGCUUGCGACUUCACAGACUCAGGCAUCACCGUAUCAGCUUGCAAGGUCAACACUGCACGUCUCUGCUGUGCCUCACGCCCUGCCUUGCAGAGAGAGAGAGUUUGAGUCAGUGUAUGCGCAUCUGGAAACGGCCAUCUCGGCGGGUACAGGAUCGUGCAUCUACAUUUCUGGAACUCCCGGGACUGGCAAGACAGCCACGGUGCGAGAGGUGGUGAGCAGUCUCCAAACAGCUGUCGCCGAGGAGAAGCUAGAUGACUUUUACUUCGUGGAGAUUAACGGUAUGAAGGUUACAGAGCCUCAUCAGUCAUACAGUCUAUUAUGGGAAGCUCUCAAGGGCGAUCGGGUCAGCUCCACACAUGCCCUGGAGUUGCUAGAACGUGAAUUCACUACGCCCAGUCCGCGGCGCGUACCCUGCGUGGUCCUGAUGGAUGAGCUCGACCAGCUCGUGACGCGCAACCAAGGCGUGAUGUACAACUUCUUUAAUUGGCCACAACUUCGACAUUCACGGCUCAUCGUGUUAGCCGUUGCCAACACGAUGGAUUUGCCUGAGCGGACCUUGUCCAAUAAAAUAUCGAGCAGACUUGGUUUGACACGCAUCACCUUUCCGGGAUAUACGCACACGCAACUGAUGACCAUCAUACAAAGUCGUCUCGAGGGCGUCGGCCAAGUCGUCGUUGAUCCAGAUGCAGUCCAAUUUGCGAGUCGGAAGGUCGCUGCUGUUUCGGGCGAUGCCAGGCGUGCGCUUGACAUAUGUCGUCGUGCCGUUGAACUCGCAGAGCAGGACCUCGCGCAGCAUGACCAGGCGGAACAGGAGAAUCAGCCUCUGACUACGCCGAGCAAGACGUUGAAAAGCGCCACGAAAGGUAUCGUUACUAUUGCGACCAUCAAAAGGGCCAUCAACGAAGCCACUUUGACCCCGUUAGCGGUACAUCUGAGAUCGCUGCCCAUGGCAAGCAAGCUCUUCCUUGCGGCUCUCCUUGCGAGACUGCGUCGAACUGGUAUCACUGAGUCUACACUUGCAGAUGUCGUCGACGAAGCCCAUCGCAUGAGCACCAUGACGACCAAUAAGAUCGUCGCAACUCACUUGUUGGCUGUCGUUCCGAACCCAGCUCAACACGAUGGCGAAACGACAGAUGGUUUGGUAAUGACGCCUCAGAAGCGCGGUCGGCCAGCCCAGAAAAAGGACAUGGAACGCGCAGCACGCGUCUUGGGGCUUGGAGUGGCCGCGCAGGAGCUAUCUGAGGCUGGCAUCAUUGGCCUGGAGAGUAGACAUGGAGACCGUGCAGGACGAGUGCGCUUAGGGACGGCCGAGGAACAUAUCUCGGAUGCCAUUAAAGACGACGAAGACUGUAUUGGUUGGAUGUAG
Molecule: messenger RNA, 2260 nt
Organism: Sphaerulina musiva SO2202
Lineage: Eukaryota; Fungi; Ascomycota; Dothideomycetes; Mycosphaerellales; Mycosphaerellaceae
Product: P-loop containing nucleoside triphosphate hydrolase protein
Exons: 1
Coding region: 14-2260 (748 amino acids)
Biological process (GO): DNA replication initiation; mitotic DNA replication checkpoint signaling
Cellular component (GO): nuclear origin of replication recognition complex
Molecular function (GO): ATP binding; chromatin binding; ATP hydrolysis activity
Source: RefSeq, a predicted model, not a curated record